Myripristis murdjan (pinecone soldierfish) is the source of this 3569-nucleotide messenger RNA. Its product is annotated as kinesin heavy chain-like. The record is from RefSeq and is a predicted model, not a curated record. Gene Ontology annotation, biological process: microtubule-based movement. The transcript is spliced from 26 exons. Gene Ontology annotation, molecular function: microtubule motor activity; ATP binding; microtubule binding. The coding region runs from base 516 to 3422 and encodes 968 amino acids. NCBI's taxonomy places the organism in Eukaryota, Metazoa, Chordata, Actinopteri, Holocentriformes, Holocentridae.
GCGUCUCGUUGCGCAGGAACAGACUGAUGUUUGGUUUCCUCCGCGGGAUGCGGAGCCGCAGUUGGUGUGUUUCGGCCGUGGCGCAGCCGAGGAAAGCCGGACAGCCUCGGCUCGGAUGAAGGACGCGUUGCGCAUCGGAUAAAAAAAAAAAAAAAAAAAAAACUACCCCAAACUUCUGAAAGCAGCCGGGAGCCGCACUGUGGCGGAGUGUCUGGCUGUGCGCGACUUUAAAUCAUCUUUCUGCUGCUGGAUAUGAAUUAGUGAAACUGAGUGCUGCAGGUGGGAGGGAGCAGCCAAACCUGCAUCACUGUUGUGAUUGUUUCUGGUAAAUGAGCUGCCAGUUUGCUCGGGGACGCCUGGAAAACCCUUCAAGGACCCGCUGGAGGUCCUUGAACCUCACUUUGGGCGCCGCUAGGUCAAAAUAACUCGCUUCUCUCCUGUUUUCCAGCCUUAAUCUGCGUUUUUUCCCUGUGUUUUUACGCAUUUUUUGAGGCAGUGUAAACAUUUCCGCAGCCAUGGUGGACGCUGCGGAGUGCGGGGUGAGAGUGAUGUGCCGCUUCAGGCCGCUGAACGAAGCCGAGAUCAACAGAGGAGACAAAUACAUCCCCAAAUUCAAGGAGGACGACACCGUGGUGAUAACGGGCAAGCCGUACGUGUUUGACCGCGUGCUGCCGCCCAACACGUCCCAGGAGCAGGUCUACAACGACUGCGCCCGGCAGAUCGUCAGAGAUGUGCUCGGCGGCUACAAUGGGACGAUCUUCGCCUACGGACAGACGUCCUCUGGGAAGACGCACACCAUGGAGGGAAAACUGCACGACCCCCAGCUGAUGGGAAUAAUCCCCCGCAUCGCCCACGACAUCUUCGACCACAUCUACUCCAUGGACGAGAACCUGGAGUUUCACAUCAAGGUCUCUUAUUUUGAAAUCUACUUGGACAAGAUCAGAGACCUGCUGGACGUGUCAAAGACCAACCUCGCCGUGCACGAAGACAAAAACCGGGUGCCGUACGUCAAGGGCUGCACCGAGCGCUUCGUCUCCAGUCCAGAGGAAGUGAUGGACGUCAUCGACGAGGGGAAGGCCAACCGGCACGUGGCGGUCACCAACAUGAACGAGCACAGCUCCCGCAGCCACAGCAUCUUCCUCAUCAACAUCAAGCAGGAGAACAUCGAGACGGAGAAGAAGCUGUCGGGGAAGCUCUACCUGGUCGACCUGGCCGGCAGCGAGAAGGUCAGUAAGACGGGUGCAGAGGGAGCCGUGUUGGACGAGGCCAAGAACAUCAAUAAAUCUCUCUCGGCGUUGGGGAACGUCAUCUCAGCUCUGGCCGAGGGAACGAAAAGCCACGUGCCGUACCGGGACAGCAAGAUGACCCGGAUCCUGCAGGACUCUCUGGGAGGAAACUGUCGCACCACCAUCAUCAUCUGCUGCUCGCCGUCCGUCUACAACGAGGCCGAGACCAAAUCCACGCUCAUGUUCGGACAGAGGGCCAAAACCAUAAAGAACACGGUGUCUGUGAACCUGGAGCUGACGGCCGAGGAGUGGAAGAAGAAAUACGAGAAGGAGAAAGAGAAGAACAAGAGCCUGAAGAACAUCAUCCAGAGGCUGGAGGCCGAGCUGAACCGCUGGAGGAACGGUGAGGACGUUCCCGAGGAGGAGCAGCUGAGCUCCAAGGAGCAGAGGAGCCUGGAGCCGUGCGACAACACACCCAUCAUCGACAACCUGCUGCCGGCCGCAGGAGGAGGAGGAGGAGGAGGAGGAGGAGGAGGGGGCGUGGCCAGCGAGGAGACCAGGAAGUACGAGGAGGACAUCGGCAACCUGUACAAACAGCUGGACGACAAGGACGAUGAGAUCAACCAUCACAGUCAGCUGGCUGAGAAGCUCAAGGAGCAGAUGCUGGACCAGGAGGAGCUCCUGGCGUCGACGCGGCGCGACUACGAGAAGAUCCAGGAGGAGCUGUGCCGGCUGCAGACGGAGAACGAGCUGGCCAAGGAGGAGGUGAAGGAGGUGCUGCAGGCGCUGGAGGAGCUCGCCGUCAACUACGACCAGAAGAGCCAGGAGGUGGAGGAGAGGGAGCUGGCCAACCAGCAGCUGGCCGAGCAGCUGCAGCAGAAAACGGCGGUGCUGUCGGCCGUGCAGCGGGAGCUCAGUCAGCUGCAGGAGCUCAGCGGCCUCCAGAGGAAGCGAGCGGCCGAGGUUCUCAACCUGCUGCUGCGCGACCUCAGCGACAUCGGCGCCAUCAUCGGCACCAGCGACAUCAAGACGGCCACGUGCUCGGAGGCGAAGGGGAACGGCGUGGCGGUGGAGGAGGAGUUCACCACGGCUCGCCUCUACAUCAGCAAGAUGAAGUCGGAGGUGAAGUCGCUGGUGAACCGCAGCAAGCAGCUGGAGAGCGCCCAGGCCGACGCCCACCGCAAGAUCCAGGCCAAUGAGAAGGAGCUGGCCUCCUGUCAGCUGCUCGUCUCCCAGCACCAGGCGAAGAUCAAGUCCCUGACAGACUACAUGCAGAACAUGGAGCAGAAGAAGAGGCAGCUGGAGGAGAGUCAGGACGCUCUGACCGAGGAGCUCGCCAAGCUGCAGGCUCAGGAGAAAAUCCACGAGGUGUCGGGGGAGGAGAAGGAGAAGGAGGACAUCAGCCGGCCGGACGACGACAUCAAGAAGACGCUGGACGAGCAGCUGGAGAACCACAGGGAGGCUCAUCAGAAGCAGCUCAGCCGCCUCCGAGACGAGAUCGACGACAAGCAGAGGAUGCUGGACGAGCUGACCGAUCUGAACCAGGGCCUGCUGCUGGAGCAGGAGAGGCUGCUGUCCGACUACGACAAGCUGAAGGCCGACGAGCAGGAGAAGGACUCCAAGCUGCAGAAGCUCAUGCUGCUGAACGAGCAGAGGGAGCAGGCCAGGGAGGAGCUGAAGGGCCUGGAGGACACCGUGGCCAAGGAGCUGCAGACUCUGCACAACCUGCGCAAACUCUUCAUCCAGGACCUGACCACGCGGGUCAAGAGGAGCGCAGAGCUGGACUGCGAGGAGGGAGUCGGCAGCGUCGCCCAGAAACAGAAGAUUUCUUUCCUGGAGAACAACCUGGAGCAGCUCACCAAGGUCCACAAGCAGCUGGUGCGGGACAACGCCGACCUGCGCUGCGAGCUGCCCAAGCUGGAGAAGCGUCUGCGGGCGACGGCGGAGCGCGUCAAGGCGCUGGAGAACGCGCUCAAGGAGGCCAAGGAGAACGCCAUGAGGGACCGCAAGCGCUACCAGCAGGAGGUGGACCGCAUCAAGGAGGCGGUGCGCGCCAAGAACAUGGCCAGGAGGGGGCACUCUGCUCAGAUCGCCAAGCCCAUCCGGCCGGGCCACCACCCGCUGCCCUCGCCCCUCACCGCCUCCAUCAGGGCCGGAAACCUCUACAACCACAACUUCACCGUCAGCAGCAAGUAAACCCUGCAGCCAGACGGACCACAGCCUCCAGUCUCACAGCAUGUCCAACUUCACACGUCCCACUUGGAUCCGUAAGCCCCGCCCCUCCUCUUGAAGCACCAAUAGGAGGCCACCAUGACAGACUGUCACCUCCCAGCGAGACCGCCC